ACCAGAGCGUUGUGACGCUGGCGCAUAUAGGGCUUUGAGUGAGAUUCCCAGCAGCGGGAAUAGGAAGGGUACUCGUGCUUCCUCAGCUGGGACUCGCAAAUGGGGGUCGUUCACUAGCCACUGUGACCUUACCGUGUCUAAGGAUUCUAGCAAAUUGCAGAGGAUGUGAUCUUCGUGGUGAGCUGGUGGGAAAAUUGAGUUGUAAAUCACCCCAAUGGAUGCAGACAGUGAUGUUGCACUGGACAUUUUAAUCACAAAUGUAGUGUGUGUUUUUAGAACAAGAUGUCAUUUAAACUUGAGGAAGAUUGCAUUAGAGGGAGCAAAUGUGAUAUACAAGCGUGAUGUUGGGAAGGUUUUAAUGAAGCUUAGGAAACCUAGGAUUACGGCCACAAUUUGGUCCUCAGGAAAAGUUAUUUGCACAGGAGCCACAAGUGAAGAAGAAGCUAAAUUUGGUGCCAGACGACUAGCUCGUAGUCUACAGAAACUAGGUUUUCAGGUAAUUUUCACAGAUUUUAAAGUUGUGAAUGUUUUAGCAGUGUGCAACAUGCCCUUUGAGAUCAGAUUGCCGGAAUUUACAACGAAUAACAGACCUCAUGCAAGUUAUGAACCAGAACUUCAUCCUGCCGUGUGUUACAGAAUAAAAUCUCUCAGAGCUACCUUACAGAUUUUUUCCACAGGCAGUAUCACAGUUACAGGGCCAAAUGUAAAGGCUGUUGCCAGUGCUGUGGAACAGAUUUAUCCAUUCGUGUUUGAAAGCAGGAAAUAAAUUUUGUAAUUCACCACUUGAUGGUUAGGUUCCCUAACCGAGCACCUUCAAAGACUGCUGCACAUUGGACUAAAAGCAAAAAGGAAAACUGGACCAACCACAGCAGAGGAAUACAGACUCUUUUACUUGCUCAUGGCCACAGUAUAGACUCCAGUGCUUUUGGAUUUUACUCUUAACAGUGCUGUAUUGUAAAAACGGAAGUUUACAAGAUAUGAAAUUGCUGCUUUUAAAAAGACAUUCUAUUUAUUUUUGCAGUAAUUUCUGUGUAUUCAUAAGCAAAGCUGUCACGAUGUGCACUACCUUUAAGACUUUUUUUUUUAGCUUGGGCUUGUGUUUUAUUUGUGAAUAGUCUUUUACAUUUUUGUAUGCUGAAUAUUGGGCACCAAAGAAGCUGUAAAAGUUACCUUUUUCACCUGAUGAAUGUGCACAAAUAAAAGUUUGGAAAAUA
Molecule: messenger RNA, 1214 nt
Organism: Vidua chalybeata
Lineage: Eukaryota; Metazoa; Chordata; Aves; Passeriformes; Viduidae
Gene: TBPL1
Product: TATA-box binding protein like 1
Exons: 8
Coding region: 215-766 (183 amino acids)
Biological process (GO): DNA-templated transcription initiation
Molecular function (GO): DNA binding; general transcription initiation factor activity
Source: RefSeq, a predicted model, not a curated record